AUCUUGGCAGCGCUCUUUUCCAAACAUUGGCGGAUAUUGUGAUUGAAGUAAUCAAUGAAGCUACUACUUAUCAAAUUAGCGUCAAAAGACUUCAAGAGUCUCCGAAAUUAAUUGCUAUCUCGCUGAUAUAUUUUUGGUGUUUAUUGCUCUGAUGAUACCUGAAAUUGAUGAGCUAUGAAGGCAAUAAAUGUUUAAUAUGUUUAUGCGCUACAUGGAAUCAUAAGCGCGAUAAGCCGGUGUGGGUUCAGUGUAGAUUUCUUGCCACAUGUCAAGUGAGCAGCAAAUUCCCUCAGUAUCGUGGAAAAAUCGCGAAAAACAGUGUGAAAGUGUCUGGAAAGCAUGCGGCGGUGUCAGUAGAGAGCGCGCCGGCUGCAAGCGACAAUGCCAACGCGACGCCGCCUGGGAAACACAGGAGAAUCCCACUGGACUGUUCAGGCUUCCGGAUGGUGUGUGAUGAUGCCCUAAGAUGCGCCUCAUCCAGCAAUUCCUCAUUGUGACCUUCGUCUCUGUGUGGCUCAUUGUCACGUACAUCGUGUUCUGGCGGCCGGACACCAGCGGACGCCAGCACGGCGCCGAGGAUCCGCUUUACGCCGACUUCCUGGAGAAGCUCAAUCUGCUGGAGAAGUCUGUGGACCGCCAGAGUGACGCCUAUCAGCGCCUGGUGGCGAAGCUACUCGUGCUGCUCGAGUCACGCGUGGAUCACGGCCAGUCACAGCCGCCGGCCACCGCCGGAGCGACAGAGGCCGUCCGGGAGAUCCCGCUGGAGGCGCCGGACGACUCGCCGCCCUUCUCGGGACCCACAAUUCCCGUGAUCGUAUUCGCGUGCAAUCGCGUGUCCAUCAGCAACUGCCUCGACAACCUCAUCCAAUACCGUCCCAACAAGAAGCAAUUCCCCAUAAUCGUCUCACAGGAUUGCGACGAUGAACCAACGAGGAAAGUGAUUCAUUCGUACAAAGAACAGGUGUCACUGAUCUCGCAGCCCGAUCAGUCGGACAUUGUGGUUCCGCCCAAGGACAAGAAGUUCAAGGGAUACUACAAAAUCGCUCGGCACUACGGCUGGGCACUCAACACUGUCUUUUCGCGGGGCUACGACUUCGUCAUCAUCGUGGAGGAUGACCUGAAUGUGGCGCCGGACUUCUAUGAGUACUUCCUGGCCACGUAUCCGCUGCUGCGAAACGACUCGUCGCUCUGGUGCGUGUCAGCGUGGAAUGAUAAUGGGAAGGAGGGACUGAUUGAUGAGAGUGCAGCACAGUUGCUGUACCGCACGGAUUUCUUCCCGGGCCUUGGCUGGAUGCUCUCGAAGGAGUUGUGGGCGGAAUUGUCAGUCAAAUGGCCUAAGGCGUUUUGGGACGAUUGGAUUCGGCAUCCAGAGCAGCGGAAGGAGCGAUCCUGCAUCAGGCCUGAAAUAUCGAGAACGAGGACUUUUGGGAAGAUUGGAGUAUCAAAUGGUCUGUUCUUUGAGAAACAUCUGAAAUACAUUAAAUUGAGUGAAAACUUCGUACCCUUCUCAAAGAUGAAUUUAACUAAUUUAUUGAAGUCAAACUAUGACGAGACUUUCUUGAAGCACGUCUACGAGUGUCCUGUUGUGACUUUCGAGGAGUUGAGACGUCGAAUGGUCAUGACGAAGGAUCCCGUUCGAAUCCAGUACAAUACCAAAGAUCAGUACAAGAAGGUGACGAAAAUGCUGGGAUUGAUGGAUGAUUUUAAGAGUGGCGUCCCAAGGACAGGUUACCAUGGAAUAGUGUCAUUUUUCUACAACAAUCAGCGCGUCUACUUGGCUCCGAACAUCAAUUGGAAGGGAUACGAUCUCUCGUGGAGCUAACAAACCAUCAGGGAGUUUCUAGAUGGUUAGGAUGAUUUAAACGUCAUGGAACUGAAUUAGAGACAUUCCAAGAAGAAGUCAUUGUAUGAAUAGUAUUUAGGUGAAUUCUUUCGUUGAUCCUUGAGUGGAAGUUUUUCAACCGUUAAUGAUAAUUAAUCUCUCUUUUGAAUACAAUAAGAGACCAACAAUGAUUGCCAAUUUGUUCAUUAGCAAAUUUUUUCUAAUAAGAAAACUUUCUAUUUAAAAUAGGACUUUGAAAUUCGUCAGGUGAAAGAAAAUCAAGAAAUAAAAAAUAGCUUAGUGCAGACAACGUGUAGAUAUUUAGGCAGGAAAUCUCUAUCAUUUUCUCCAUCGAACGCUUGCUUGUGCAAGUAAAAAGCAACAGUGGAUGUUGAAAAUAUAUCGGAAAAGACUACUUUUGGCAUUCACUGUGAAAACCACAAAUUUAUGCUCAUCUGAACGAAUAAUUGCCUCUGCAAAAUGCGGAGUGGAAACACACGGGAUAAAUAACAAUGGUAUUUUUUGUAUCAACAAUAAUAAACAAAUAAGCCAAUCAACAUUUUAUCAAUUUAUGCAAAGUGUGUAAAGUGUGUUUGUGUGGAUUACUAACUUUUCGUUCAUAAACAUUAUAAGGAUUUUAGUGUAAGCAUCAAUUUAAUCCCAGUUGUAGUUUAAGGGCAGAGAUAACAUAAGGGAGAUGUAAGACAAGCCACACUGGCUGUGAUAUACAAUAAAAUGGUAACAGUUGCUGAA
This is a messenger RNA of Phlebotomus argentipes, 2575 nucleotides long. RefSeq names its product alpha-1,3-mannosyl-glycoprotein 2-beta-N-acetylglucosaminyltransferase. NCBI's taxonomy places the organism in Eukaryota, Metazoa, Arthropoda, Insecta, Diptera, Psychodidae. Gene Ontology annotation, cellular component: Golgi apparatus. Gene Ontology annotation, biological process: protein N-linked glycosylation. The record is from RefSeq and is a predicted model, not a curated record. Gene Ontology annotation, molecular function: alpha-1,3-mannosylglycoprotein 2-beta-N-acetylglucosaminyltransferase activity. The transcript has 7 exons. Bases 467 to 1822 code for a protein of 451 amino acids.